Molecule: messenger RNA, 4857 nt
Organism: Aspergillus candidus
Lineage: Eukaryota; Fungi; Ascomycota; Eurotiomycetes; Eurotiales; Aspergillaceae
Exons: 5
Coding region: 1-4857 (1618 amino acids)
Biological process (GO): intracellular transport
Molecular function (GO): nucleic acid binding; ATP binding
Source: RefSeq, a predicted model, not a curated record
AUGCAUUUUCCAGCGGUCGCUGCGGAAGAUUCCCAGACAUCCGAUAAUGACGGCAGUGGCGAGCGGCCCGUUCGGAACAAGUUGAAGGAGACGACCAUUACUUCCGCCCCUACGAAUUCGGUAUCGGAGGAUCCAACCAACGGCUCUGGUGAUCAAGCGCCCGGGAGUGAGGACAGUCGGGCUAGCAGUAGGGGCAGGAAGCGGUCGUUUAACGAAGAUCAGCCUGAAAUGGAGGAAGACCCUGAGCAUCGACGGAAGCGGUCGCGCGACUCGAACCCCGAAGACGAGGACAACGCCCUGGCGGAGAAGCCCCUGAUGGCCGACGAGGGCGCCGAUAAAAAGUUUCCUAAGAAGAAGCGAAGCAGGGAUCAGCUGGAUAAAGAUGAGCCCGUGGCGGAAGAGGCGGCCGAGAAAUCCAACGACAAGGGCUCCGUGGAGAACGGUGCGGCCCAAGACAAGCCUGAUGUGGAGGGAGAGCCUGAAAAGAAGCGGCACCGAGACGAAGAGAAGAGCUCGGUGCCUGCAGCUAGUGGAUUCGCAAAUACUUCGACUAUCUCACCAUUUGGCUCGCUUGGUGCCUCGGAUUCGAAAGGGGAAUCCGCAAAACCAGCCGCUGCUACCUCCUCAUCCGCCUUCGCAGCAUCUAGCCUGUCCGCUUUUGCAGGCUCAGAGAAGUCUCCCUUCGGCUCGUUAGGAAGCUCUGGCUCAUCUGUAUUCAAGUCGCCGGCUUCGACAGAGCCUGCAAAGUCCCCCGCGACUGGUUUUGCAUCUGGAGCUGGAUCUUCAGGAUUUGCGAGUCUGGGGUCCGGUUUUUCUGGCUUCAGUGGCGGUUUCGGGUCCGCUGGGACGACAGGCGGCCUCACAAGUUUCGCUUCGCCAGGUGGGCCUAGCGUCCUUGGUAGUACCAGUACUAGUAAGGACAAGCCGUUUGGGGCUGCCGAGGAGGAGGAGGAAGAUGAGAACGAAGCUCAACAAGAGGAAGACACCGGCCCUGGCGAAUUUGAGCAGGACAAGACUGAUGAGAGAUUUUUUGAGCGGCCGAUUGAAACGGGCGAGGAAGAAGAGAAGACAUACUUUGCUUGCAAGGCAAAGCUGUUCCAGUUCUCUGAUAGAGAAUGGCGGGAGCGGGGAGUCGGCACCUUCAAAGUCAAUGUCAAGGUGACCGAUGGAAAGGAGAAUAAGAAGGCAGCCCGCUUGAUCAUGCGCGCUGACGGCGUUGGGCGCGUCAUGUUGAACACGCCCAUCUUCAAGGGCAUGACGGUUGGUGAUGCCGCAGGCAAAGAGCCCAAGUCGAAGCAGAUCCAUCUCGCCAGCCUUGAGAGUGGUCGAUCCGUCCCGACCUUGCUACGGGUAUAUUCCAACCCCUUACCAACGAGAAUCGAAAUCAGGAAAGCUAAUCCAGCACAGACCGAAAGCUCAGCCACUCCCGAGCCGGAGCAAAGCAAAUCAGCUCAAAAUACAGCAACAAGCGACGUCACCAGCGACGAUGCGCCCAGCACUCACGAAACAUCUUUAAAGUCUACUCAGAAACCCAAGCAACGCGGUCGUAAACCCAAAGUCCCCACCGCCGCACCCAAAAAACAGACCCCCUCGGGCGCCUGGCCUGAGCCCUUCAAGAAGCUAUCUCGGACCCACCGCGCGCUGAACCUCGUGUAUACGUUCUGCUGCACGCGGAAGCACUUUGCCACUACUUUUGAGAAUAUCAAAAAUGCCGUUCAGGCGCAGCUGGGUGGGGAGAGCUUAACGGUCGAGGACAUCGCGAGGGUGAAAACCCUUGUCCCGCGCGCGGUGCGCUUCGAGUAUGUAGAUGAGUCUCAGUUGGAGGUCAUGAAUUCGGGCGAGAAGGAGGUGCUGGAGACGUAUGGGCGGAAUGGGUUAUCUGUGGAUGGUGACUCGCCCCAGGAUGUGGAGAACCAGGAACUGGAGAGGAAAAUCUUGCUUUUUGAGUUUGUGGAUGGUGUUCUCAAGCGGGAGGUGCAGCAGCCUAAGACUGGGGAGCCUGCGAAACCCGUGCGGAAGAUGAGAGAUGAAGAUUUGAAGAUGCCUGUUUACAGCCAGAAGCAGAUGCUGGCGUUGAUUGAGAAGCGGAACAAGAAGUUUGCGGACGCUAUUGAUGCUUUUUUGGUGCGGUGCGAGGGUGAAGGCAAGGACCCUGUCGAGGAACUGGAGUCAGAGAAGAAUGCCUAUGUUCCUGUUCCUCCGGAAGCUGCUGAUGGCGGCAAUGCGGUGGUCAAAUCGAAGCCGCCGCCUCGCAUACCGACGGAGCGCAAGUCGAUUGCUGAGAUUAUUGAGGAGAUAAGGACUAUGGACUGGUACACGACUCAGAUCGUCCCAGAGGGACAUCGGGUGUUCGAUGCCCAGCAGGCAGUUUUUGGGGAGUUGAAUUUCGAGCUGUCACAGGGCCUGGUGAAUGCCUUGUAUAACACUAAGGGGAUUACACAGUUCUACUCGCACCAGGCGGACGCGAUCAACCAUUUGUAUGAAGGCCACAAUGUCAUUAUUUCCACCUCGACCAGUUCCGGCAAGUCGUUGAUCUACCAGGUCCCCAUGCUGCAUGAGUUGGAGAAGGACCACCUCAGUCGCGGACUGUACAUAUUCCCCACAAAGGCGUUGGCACAGGACCAGAGACGCAGCAUGAAAGAGCUGCUACAGUACAUGGACGGCUUCCAGGACACAAUGGUCGAGACCUUUGAUGGAGACACCCCGAUGGAGAGCCGCAACCUCAUCCGCGACGAAGCGCGCAUCGUCUUUACCAACCCCGACAUGCUCCACAUCACGAUUCUACCACAGGAAAGCGCAUGGCGCUCCUUUCUGCAGAACCUGAAAUUCGUCGUGGUCGACGAGCUACACGUCUACGACGGCCUCUUCGGGUCCCACGUCGCGUUUAUCAUGCGCCGGCUGCGUAGGAUCUGUGCUGCCGUAGGUAACCGACACGUCCGGUUCAUCUCAUGCUCGGCGACCGUCGCCAACCCGGAAGACCACAUGAAGGCGAUAUUCGGCGUCGACGAUGUCAAGCUGAUUGACUUUGACGGUUCCCCUUCAGGCCAGAAGGAAUUCAUUUGCUGGAACACGCCAUUCAAAGAUCCCCACGACCCGACGUCCGGACGGGCAGACAGCGUAGCUGAAACCGCACGCUUAUUUUGCCAACUGAUCCUACGAGGCGUGCGAGUAAUCGCAUUCUGCAGAGUGCGGCGCCUCUGCGAGAGCCUCUUGCAAGCCGUACGGAACGAGUUCCGGGUCCUGCGGCGCGAAGAAGUUGGAAAGCUAGUCAUGGGCUACCGCGGCGGCUACAGCGCGCAGGACCGUCGACAGAUCGAGAAAGAGAUGUUCGAAGGCCAGCUGAUGGGCGUCGUAGCGACCAACGCGCUCGAGCUCGGUGUCGACAUUGGCUCGCUCGACGCAGUCAUCACAAUGGGGUUCCCGUACUCAAUCUCCAACCUGCGACAGCAGAGCGGCCGCGCCGGCCGCCGCAACAAGGACUCGCUGUCCGUCUUGGUCGGAGACCGCUUCCCAACCGACCAGUACUACAUGCGCAAUCCGGAGGAGCUGUUCACACAGCCUAACUGUGCACUGCAGGUUGACCUCGCCAACGAGCUCAUCCUAGAAGGCCACGUGCAGUGCGCUGCCUUCGAGAUGCCCAUUCGCCCUGACGAAGACACCGUCUACUUUGGGCCCCAGCUGCCUACUCUCGCGACCACGCGGCUCACCCGCGACGGACUAGGCUUCUACCACUGCCACGAGCGCUUCCGGCCGCAGCCGUCCCGUAGCGUCUCGAUCCGCGAUACUGAGGACCAGCACUUUGCAGUGAUCGACACGACCAACGCGCGCAACGUGGUCCUAGAAGAGGUAGAGGCCUCGCGAGCCUUCUUCACCAUCUAUGAAGGGGGGAUCUUUUUACACCAGGGCCAGACCUAUCUAGUGCAAGAGCUCAACCCAGACAUGCACUUUGCCCGCGUUAUCCGCGUCCACGUCAGCUGGACCACCAUGCAGCGCGACUAUACGGACAUCGACCCGAUCGAGACGGAGAUGAUGCGUCCCAUCCUAGCCUCUCCACCACAGCCAUCGCCCAAAGCCUUCUACGGCCCCGUCCGCAUCCACGCCAUAGUCUACGGCUUCUUCAAACUCGACAAAAUCGGCCAAAUCCUCGACGCAGUACCCGUCUCCAACCCCCCAAUCGAAAUCCACACAAAAGGCAUGUGGCUCGACAUCCCAGCGCGCGCCCUCUCCAUCCUCUCCUCGCACAACCUAAACGCAGCAGCAGCCAUCCAUGCCGCCGAACACGCCGUGCUCUCCCUGCUUCCAACCUUCGUGAUCUCCUCCCCUGGCGACGUCCGCACGGAGUGCAAGGUUGCGAAAAAGGAGCUGGGUAAGAAUCUGCGCCUCGCCUCACAGUCCUCUUCUCGUCCUGGCUUUGCCAGGGGUAAUCUUAAAGAUAAUGUGGAGAAAUUGUUAAAACCACCCGCUCGCCAACGACCGGCGCGUCUAACCUUCUACGACGCGAAGGGCGGACCAUGCGGGUCGGGGAUAGCAGCCAAAGCGUUCGAAUUCAUCGACAUGCUACUCGAGCGCGCGGUGGCGAGGAUAGAGGGCUGUCCGUGUCUUAAUCCGCAAGGAUGCGUGGAGUGUGUUUGCUACGAGCGGUGCAAGGAGAUGAAUGCUGUUAUGAGUAAGGCGGGGGCGGGGGUCGUGCUGCGGUGUUUGCUUGGGUGGGAGGUUGAUGUUGAUUCGUUGCCUUGGGGGAUAGAGACUGAGGCGGAUGGGGAGUAUGGUGGUGGUGGGGGGGAGUUGGCUGGGGGGUUGGAGACUGUUGUUUUGGCGAGGGAGGUUCCUGCUGCUUCUUCUUCUGUAUCCAAAUAA